This is a messenger RNA of Coregonus sp. 'balchen', 12305 nucleotides long. NCBI's taxonomy places the organism in Eukaryota, Metazoa, Chordata, Actinopteri, Salmoniformes, Salmonidae. The record is from the annotation of a GenBank genome assembly.
GUAAAUUCACCAAAGAAGAACCAAGUAUCCAAUAAACGCUUAGCUAGCUGUGAGUUAUCAACAACAACUAUGCUAGAUAUUUUAUCAGUAAUAUUGAAUAGUAUUUAAAAAGGUGAAUGUCUAAAUCAACAAGCGAACUUUACUUUGCGCUGUACAUUAGCUGAUAUAAACACGGGCUAGCCAACUUCGCCUAGGGUUGUUUGGGUGCUCACACUAGCUAGCUAGCAUGUACGCUAACAUUUAGAAAACUUGUUUUUUUCGAAAAAGCAGGAAACGAAUGAUUGGAUAUCAACAGGUUUUCUUGAAACAACAAGAUGGAAUCAUCCAUUAAAGGUAAUGGUGCUUGUUUGAGGAUGGUAAAUGGCACUUGCUAGGUAGCCAACUACUGUAACUUGCUAAUGCAUGUCACACAUCUGUAAUCUUAGCUCUACAACGGCGUCUGUAACGUUAAUCUGUUACGCAUUCUCAGUACUGACCCAAAACACAGGACUGGUGCCAUGAAGGUGUAUGAGAGAGUGUAGCAGUGAUGUAGAGAUGUACUCAAAGCCCUGGUGAUGUUGCAGGAAAAGCCAAGCGAAGGCACCUGAGCUCAGAGGAGUGUCGUGAAAUGAGUAGGAGACCAGAGGGCAGCCGACCCCUCACACAGCCCCACUCCGUCACUCGCAGGCACAGCAACUCAGACCCCAACCGGGGGUUGUACCCCAGAACACCCACAAAGAGAAAGAGAGGUACUGUACAUUUGUGUGUCUUUUAGUUUUUAAACUCUUGAGACCUGAAGUGAUGUAACAUUUUGUACACAUAUCAUUUACCUUGUCAUCCCCUCCCAUUGCUCCCUCUUCUCUCUUGCCUGGAUCUCAGAUGCGAGUAAUGACAAGCAGCAGCAGGGGAUCACUCAGUUUUUCCCUGUGAUCAGUGUGGUCAGGGUGUUAAGUCCUCAGAAAGCAGCCCUGUCCCAGGGCUCAAGUUCCAUAAAGACAGAGGGAUUCAACGGAGAGCUCAUCCCCAAAAAGGAGCCUGUUGAGGAGGAGGAGGCACUAGCCACCCCCAUGAAGGAGGAACCUGAGGAUGAGAAGGUGGACUAUCUGGAGGGGCUGACAACGGACAUGUUUGGGGACGACAAAGAGUUUGAGCGCUGUUGGUUAGAUCCAGCCCCAGCCUUUAUGAACCACCAUGAUGAGGAGGUGGAGGCCCUGCCUGACGCCCAUUACGGCCUCUUGGGAAGCAGCAGGAGCCUGGCCCAUCCCCAGGGCCACGUGGACGACCUCCCAGAGGAGGUGCUGAUGCUGGUGUUGAGCCUCCUGCCUGCUGAGGACCUCUACUGUCAUGUCAGCCUGGUCUGCCAACGCUGGAGGAACAUUGUCACCCAGUCACUGGUGAGAACCUGGGACAGGGGGAGGAAGUUAGGGUUCAAGUUAUGAAGAUUAGCUAGUGUGAAAAUGUUAAUAUAUGUGCUGUGUAGAUUUUUUUGGGGUUAAGUUGUGUCUUUGGGCCCUAUGUGUAGUUUGUGCCCUGGAAGAAGCUGUAUUACCGCUACACAAAGAAGGAGAGCGAGGCGGUGAAGGAGAUCGACGCCAUCCUGGAAACCCAUAGAAUCAAAAAGAACGACCAGGAGAGCAUCCUCCAUAUAGUCGAGUAAGGACUCUUUACUGUAAACUGUUCCUUUGGGCCAUUUCUGAUCAUUUCUGAUCUAUUCUGUGUUUUUUUUUUUUCAGGUUCAUGGCCCAGUAUAAGCCCAGUCAGAGGGUGAAACCUGAGGCAGUGUUACAGCGUGUGAGGACACAUUGUCUGUUCCCUCAGGCUGAGGCCUGCAUUAAACACAGACUCCCAAAACUGGAGGGUAUCGAGGGGGUACGUAGCCACACACACACACACACACACACACGUGUGUAUAUACAGUGGGGGGAAAAAAGUAUUUAGUCAGCCACCAAUUGUGCAAGUUCUCCCACUUAAAAAGAUGAGAGAGGCCUGUAAUUACUAUGACAGACAAAAUGAGGAUUUUAUUUCUCCAGAAAAUCACAUUGUAGGAUUUUUAAUUAAUUUAUUUGCAAAUUAUGGUGGAAAAUAAGUAUUUGGUCAAUAACAAAAGUUUCUCAAUACUUUGUUAUAUACCCUUUGUUGGCAAUGACACAGGUCAAACGUUUUCUGUAAGUCUUCACAAGGUUUUCACACACUGUUGCUGGUAUUUUGGCCCAUUCCUCCAUGCAGAUCUCCUCUAGAGCAGUGAUGUUUUGGGGCUGUCGCUGGGCAACACAGACUUUCAACUCCCUCCAAAGAUUUUCUAUGGGUUGAGAUCUGGAGACUGGCUAGGCCACUCCAGGACCUUGACAUGCUUCUUACGAAGCCACUCCUUCGUUGCCCGGGUGGUGUGUUUGGGAUCAUUGUCAUGCUGAAAGACCCAGCCACGUUUCAUCUUCAAUGCCCUUGCUGAUGGAAGGAGGUUUUCACUCAAAAUCUCACGAUACAUGGCCCCAUUCAUUCUUUCCUUUACACGGAUCAGUCGUCCUGGUCCCUUUGCAGAAAAACAGCCCCAAAGCAUGAUGUUUCCACCCCCAUGCUUCACAGUAGGUAUGGUGUUCUUUGGAUGCAACUCAGCAUUCUUUGUCCUCCAAACACGACGAGUUGAGUUUUUACCAAAAAGUUAUAUUUUGGUUUCAUCUGACCAUAUGACAUUCUCCCAAUCCUCUUCUGGAUUAUCCAAAUGCACUCUAGCAAACUUCAGACGGGCCUGGACAUGUACUGGCUUAAGCAGGGGGACACGUCUUGCACUGCAGGAUUUGAGUCCCUGGCGGCGUAGUGUGUUACUGAUGGUAGGCUUUGUUACUUUGGUCCCAGCUCUCUGCAGGUCAUUCACUACGUCCUCCCGUGUGGUUCUGGGAUUUUUGCUCACCGUUCUUGUGAUCAUUUUGACCCCACGGGGUGAGAUCUUGCGUGGAGCCCCAGAUCGAGGGAGAUUAUCAGUGGUCUUGUAUGUCUUCCAUUUCCUAAUAAUUGCUCCCACAGUUGAUUUCUUCGAACCAAGCUGCUUACCUAUUGCAGAUUCAGUCUUCCCAGCCUGGUGCAGGUCUACAAUUUUGUUUCUGGUGUCCUUUGACAGCUCUUUGGUCUUGGCCAUAGUGGAGUUUGGAGUGUGACUGUUUGAGGUUGUGGACAGGUGUCUUUUAUACUGAUAACAAGUUCAAACAGGUGCCAUUAAUACAGGUAACGAGUGGAGGACAGAGGAGCCUCUUAAAGAAGAAGUUACAGGUCUGUGAGAGCCAGAAAUCUUGCUUGUUUGUAGGUGACCAAAUACUUAUUUUUCACCAUAAUUUGCAAAUAAAUUCAUUAAAAAUCCUACAAUGUGAUUUUCUGAAUUUUUUUUCUAAUUUUGUCUGUCAUAGUUGACGUGUACCUAUGAUGAAAAUUACAGGCCUCUCAUCUUUUUAAGUGGGAGAACUUGCACAAUUGGUGGCUGACUAAAUACUUUUUUCCCCCACUGUAUACACGGUUGGAACUACUACUAUACUUCUGAGCUGAUCUGAUUGGACUGUGUGUGUGUUUGUCAGGGCCCUAACCCGUGGGCAGCCAUGGCCCUGAUGCUGGUGCUGUGUGACGGGGUGGGAGAUGUUCUGGACCUGGUGGUCUGUCUCAGAGGCUGCCUGCCUUCAGCCAGUGCCAUCACAGAGUACCUCAGCGCCAUGGCAACCAUGCUGCUCGCCAUGAGGAGGAAGGACAUCAACAUCAGCAACAGGUCAAGAUAUAAGUUAUAUACAGAUGGAAAGAUACAGACAUGUACAAACAGAUGGAUAGACAGGCGGACAUUGACUGUCUCUCUCUGCACCUCUCUUCUCCUUCCUCCACUCCAGGUGGCACUACAAUAUCUUCUACGUCCUUCACCUGAUGGAGAACGCCCUGCCCACAGCAAUAACCAAUCAGAGUGGGUGAGGACUGAUAUCUUUCUGGAAGGAAGUAUUUUUAAUGAAUCAGUCAUAACCUGAGUCUCAUGCCUAGUCCUCUCUCUCCCAGGAGAGCCCAGGUUCAGGUGACCCACGAACAGCAGCAGAUCCUCAACCACGACAUCCAUAGAGACCACGUGGUCAAGAUCAUGGCCUUCGCAGGUACCACCAGACCACCAGACCGCUACUACCAACAUCAUGUCACACCUGUGUUUUAAAAAUAUUUUUUAACAGAAAACAAGUUAGAUAUAGAGUUGGUACUUUUGCUAGCAUUCUCUGAAUUAUCGCUAGAGGGCACCCUCUCCCUGUCAGUUCAGCUCAGUCUGUGAUUCAUCAGUUCAGGAUGAGAAUGAGAGUACUCUUUCUAUAUCGUGACAAUUGCAGAGUAUUUCAAGUGGAUACACACACAUGGUCCACCCCACAUUGUGAGCUGUUGAUUGUGCCUUAUGUGUGAAUGUUCCUGCUAGAAUGUAGUGUAGGGGUUAAAGGUUGUUGCUGUGUUUCAGGCACAGGGAAGACCACCACCCUGGUUCGGUACGCCCAGCAGAGGCCACACCUCCACUUCCUCUAUAUGGCCUUCAACAAGUCGGUGGCCACCCAGGCCCAGAGCUGUUUCCCCAGCAACGUGGACUGCAGGACGGUCCACUCCAUGGCCUUCGGAGCCGUCGGCAAGAGGUCUACUUUUCUGUCUGUCGGUCUAGACCAGUUUCUGUCCGUAUGUCUGGCUGUCGUCAAGUCUUUCAGUAAAGCUAUUCAAUCAGUUGUUCAAUCAGUCAUCCAGUUGGUCAGUAGUUCAUAUCCCUUUCCCCCCUCUCCCAGGUACCAGGAGUUGAAGAAGUUGUCUGGUAACGUGAAGCCCUUCUCUGUGGCCUGGGUGCUGCCUAAGGGCAGCGGGGGCUUCGUCAACGCCAAGGUGGUCACCCUGACCCUCAAUGCCUACAUGGCGUCGGCCGACACACACAUCACCCCCAACCACGUCCCAAACAUGUACAAAAACACACAUGGCACAUUGACCGUGCCUGACCGCAAUGCAAAAAGGGUAAGUGUUAUACCCAAAUCCACAAACACCUCUCCUCCCAAAGAAACAUCCCCCACACACAUAUAGUCACACUCCAGAAAACACACAAACAGGUCACACACACAGGUCAUCUCCACAAUUGAACAAACUUUUUAUUUUGCAGAUGUUUGCGAGGGAUGCUCAGAGGAUCUGGGACAAAAUGGUUGCCUUAGAAGAAACCAGGGAGUCUGCAUACCACAUGACCCAUGAUGGUAAGCCCAAAAACGGUUAGCUUUUUUCCAAAUCCUAACUUGAGAUGCACAGGUGUAACUUAAGCCUACUUAGUAAUCCAUUGGAGAUGUGUUUGAACUUUUGAAUAUGUCAGUGUUUUAGGAUUGGGUCCUUACUGAAUGUCUUCCAGGGUAUCUGAAGCUGUGGCAGCUGCAGAGGCCGACUCUGGACAAGUAUGAUGUAAUCUUUAUAGACGAGGCACAGGACUGCACUCCAGGUACACAACUUAACUACACCACUGCACUGUACCACACCUGGACCAAACCUGGGUCUACAUUACACCUGCACCAGGCACCACUCACCUGAUAGCAGGUCCAUGAUAAGUGUGUGUGUGUAUGUGUCUUAGCCAUCAUGGACAUCAUGCUGCCUCAGCACUGUGGGAAGAUCCUGGUGGGAGACCCUCACCAGCAGAUCUACACCUUCAGAGGAGCAGUCAAUGCUCUGAACCUGGUGGAACACACACACCUCUACUACCUCACCCAGGUACACACACACACUUCUCCCUCGCUCAGGUAUAUACUCUCUAAACAAAAGCUCAGUUUUUUUUAUUGAAUAUGUAUUUUUUUCUCUUCUCAGAGCUUUAGGUUUGGUUCUGAGAUUGCCUACAUUGGAGCCACGAUUCUCCAAGUGUGUAAGAAAGUGAAGAAGAUUCUGGUAGGAGGAAAACAGGAAGGUGAGUGAAAAAACACUAAUGACAGUUUUCCUGUGUUUUGUAUCACAUUGUACAACAGCAGAUGUAACGAACACUGUAAAAAAAAAUGUAUCAGUGUUAUUUCCUGGCCCACUAUGGUCAUGUAGGUCGUGUUGGGGAACGGAUUUCAAAAUCCCUCAAUCUGCUGUUGGCACCCAUUCAAAUUAUCCCCAAGGUUGCCUUGUCCAAUCUUGUUCAUUCUCUUAAAUUAAAUACCAUGUCUGUUUUCUCAUUAGCUGGGAAAGUUGUUUGAAAUGUCCAAUGCAACAUACUUUGGUGAUAGUUAUCAACCUACUGCAUACCCCUUAAAAAUACAACAAAUAGUGUGCAGGUGUGCUAUUAGCAUGCUAACAAUCAUUAGAAAAGACUGGUAGAAUAGCUAGCCAUCGCUAGCAUUCACUGGUUGAAGUUGAAGUAACUUGAGUGUAAUGGAGUUGACUGGUGACGAUGACAUGAAUAUACACUUAGUAGCAUCUAGUACCGGCUCGGACCUCCCUUUGCCUCCAGAACAGCCUGAAUUCUUUGGGGCAUGGAAACGUUGCUCAAUUGGGAUAAAGGGACCUAACGUGUGCCAGGAAAACAUUCCCCACACCAUUACACCACCGCCACCAGCCUGUACUGUUGACACCGGGCAGGAUGGGGCCAUGGACUCAUGCUGCUUACUCCAAAUCCUGACUCUGCCAUCAGCAUGACACAACAGGAACCGGGAUUCGUCGGACCAUGCAAUGUUUUUCCACUCCUCAAUUGUCGAGUGUUGGUGAUUGCGUGUCCACUAGAGCCGCUUCUGGUUUCUGAGAUACUGGAACCGGCACGCCUGGCACCGACUAUCGUACCACGCUCAGUCGCUUAGGUCACUCGUUUUGCCCAUUCUAUCGUUCAAAAGAACAGUAACCUGAAUGCCUCGAUGCCCGUCUGCCUGCUUUAUAUAGCAAUCCACGGCCACGCGACUCACUGUCUGUAGGAGCGAACCAUUUUUGUGAACGGGGGUGGUGUACUUAAUAAACUGUGUAUAUAAUUCACAACAUUUGGACGGGAGCUAUAAAGAAAAUGUAAAUUAUGUGUGUCGUUAUUGCUUGACUUCAGGCUUGGCUGCACUGCUUUCAAUGGGGAAAGAUUGCUUCCAUACCCUGCUCCUGUGAUUUUCGUUGAAAACGUCACUUUCCCGUGUGGGCCUAUUGGUGGAGUUUUGGCUUGCCUGGUGACAUCACCAGGCGGUAUAAGUUAAUAGACCAAUAACAAAUAGAUUUCCAAACCUCUCUGCCAAUAGCUAGUUUUCAGAUUACAUAUCCCUCCUAUUAGGCCUCACCGCUCCGGCGAUUGAUCCACACUGUGGUUAAUGCACCGUUUUGGUGCCCUUCCCCGCCCCCACUCAGACAGCAACAUUCUUGCUUGAGAAAUAGCUUUUUGCUAAAAGGGUAUUUGUUUCUUUGUGACCCUUUUUUAUGUAAAACUAUUACACUAAAGGACUUAAUUGUAACUCAAAUGAUUUGAUAUUAAAAUAAGAAUGGCUGCAUUGGACAUUUUUAAAGGUUGACUCAGCGAAAUGACGUUGCAUUGAGCGAGAUGCAAGACUUCACUCUCACACGGUCACACACAGUAUCUUCGCAUGUGCAUGGGUUCGCUUCACGCUGUUAGAGCGUGGUGGGAAUGGAACCAAAACGGAGAAGUUUAGCCUCACGCUUUAACGCUCUUAGUUGUUGCUGAAAUUGACCCACUAUGCUGUUGACUUUGUGCACCUACUUCAUAUUGCUAGGUCUAAGGUUGAUUUUCUGAACUGUGUAAUCAUGCCAGUAAAAUAUCCAUGGUGUUCCAUGACUACUGUGCUCUUAUUGUUUCUUUGGUUCUGAUUGGAUCAGUUUGUUUUAAAGGUAAGAUUGUAGAAUUAGGUUGCUGUUAAACAUUCUGAUUUGUUUCAUCCUUCUAACUAAAAGUCCCAAUACGACAUAUCACUUUACAUUUGUAUUUUGGGAGAAUUUAAUAUUUUAUUUGACCAAAGAUAUGUCGGAAAAGUGACAAAGAGGAACAAUACACGAGCAGGAGUGAAGCCACUGUCCGUUUCUUUAAAACAUGCAGUAUUCUGUUGAUGGAGUUGUUGUAGCUUGCUUGCUAGGUAGCUAGCUUAUUCCCUCACCAAACACCGUGCUAGAGUGGGCCAGUUCGUUUUGCACGGCCCGGUGCACUUAGCAGGCUAGCUUUUUUUUUAAUCACUCUUCCACUGUUUGUAGCCAUCGCAAUCGUUUAGGGGAAAAUUGAGCCCCGCAUAUGACUGAAGCGCCAGGGGUUUCCCUGGCCCAGUCUGCCCGCCGUAUCCUCAUGAAGCGGUUUCUUCCCAACUUCUCGCAUUUCGACCAAACAUGCAUGCCGGUAAACAGCAGUUGUAGUUCACUGCCGCCACCACCAGGCUGUUCUCUUCUUGACAUCAAAGAUGCAAUAUAUUGUUGGUAUGCGUUUUUGAUCAAUGUAAUUCAAAUGGAGAAAAUAGAACUUUGUGUAAUUUAAAAAAAAAAAAAGUUUUUGCAUAAAGACCGUUUUAGAUGGAAUAUCAUCAAUCUACGUUGUUAGAUUUGUGGAAAUAUAUAGUGCAACCUGCCCUUUUAAUGUGUGUGUCCGUCCACAGGCUGUGUGCAGGGUAAGGCUGUGGACUCACUGCGUCCCCUGACUACAGGGUUGAGUCCUGGCCGGGGCAAGUUAGCAGUGCUGUCUCGCUCUAACGUCUCUGUGUUCGACCAAGCUGUUAGACUCACCGACGACAACCCCCGCUGUAGGCUGCACAUCGUAGGGGUGAGUGUCCAUACACACCCACACACGCACAAUGUGUUUGGGUCUUGUGUAACACAUGGUAAGACAUAUAUUUUCCACUCCAGGGGUUGGAGAAUUUUGGGCUGAACAGAAUCAUGGACAUUUGGGUUCUGAUGCAGCCAGAAAACAACCGCUCUCGAGGUGAGUGGCCCCUUGCCUCAGUUCCGCAAUUCUAAUACAAGUGAAUUAGUAUGUUGUACCUGUGUGAUAUAUCUGUUUUUGGUAAGACAGUAUUCUGCCUUGGUUCUCAAUGCUCAUUGUUUUAUUGGUAGAUUAUUGUGUGUCAGUCAAUAGCUCUACUCUACAGUGUGAGUAGUGUUAGUUUUUACUCUUAACGGACAAUUAGUCAAAGCUCAAACCAAUUUUAUUCACCCACUGGGUCAAACAGCUGCAUAAGACAAAGACAUGUUUCCACCAGCACAAGUAUUUAUACCCCCCUUUAGGCAGUGUCCUCCUUUUCUCUAACACUACAUCUCUGUUGCUAGGCAGGAAGUUAAAUGAUGUGGGUAAUAAACUGUUCCUUCUCCCUUCAUGUGAGCUGACCUGACCUCGGCCCACAUUCCUCACGAAUGCACAGCUAUCCACCUUCAUCAGUGACCGCAACCAUGUGAUUGACCUUUCCCUUACUUAGUAACUCUCCAGGGCCUUGGCUCUUAUCCAACCUCCAUCGACCACCAUGUGGUCCUCUGUAGCUCAGCUGGUAGAGCACGGCGCUUGUAACGCCAAGGUAGUGGGUUCGAUCCCCGGGACCACCCAUACAAAAAAAAAAAAUGCACGCAUGACUGUAAGUCGCUUUGGAUAAAGCGUCUGCUAAAUGGCAUAUUAUUUUAUAUUAUUAUAUUAUAUACAUUCCUCAUACGUGUAACCAUUAACUUCUAGUAUAGCAAGUAUUUCAAACUAGAACCCAACAGUAGCUAGCUCUGUCCCUUUUUAAACCUGCUCCCUUCUUCUUCUUCUCCCUGUUCUCUAGGCAUCAAGGACAGCUUCAUCCGUAGGUUCACCAAGCAGAGUCUGGGGGGCUACUGUGGGCUGAAGAGUUAUGCUAAAAACACAGAGGACCGUGAGUUGGAGGGCAAACUCUCCAUGGUGGAGAAAUACAACAGCCGCAUCCCUGAGCUGGUGGAGCGCCUCUACGGAUGCGCAGAGAGAGAGGCCCAACACGCAGGUACACACACACACACACUGUACUGACAAACUUCCACACAUUUUACAUUACAUUUUAGUCAUUUAGCAGACGCUCUUAUCCAGAGCGACUUACAGGAGCAAUUAGGGUUAAGUGCCUUGCUCAAGGGUACAUCGACAGAUUUUUCACCUAGUCGGCUCGGAGAUUAGAACCAGCGACCUUUCGGUUACUGGCACAACGCUCUUAACCGCUAAGCUACCUGCCGCCCCGACACACACAGGUACACACAGGUACAUACUGUACACGCGCAAACACAUAGACAUACACACAAGUACAGUACAUGCCACACACACGCACACACAACUGUACAGACACACAGCGUUAUGAAUUGCUGUAUUUGUAUUUUGAGAGUGAUCUUUCAAAUGUUUCUCAACCCUCCCCUGCUCUCUCUUAGAUUUUAUCCUGGGGACAGUCCAUAAAUCGAAGGGUCUGGAGUUUGAGACGGUGGUGAUCACUGAUGACUUCGCUAAGGUCCCCUGUGCCGCCCACAACUUACCCAGACUCUCCAGCUGCUCAGGAGGUGUGUGUGUGUGUGUGUGUGUGUGUUAUGGCUGCACCACAAUUCUUUUGAACUAGACUACUAAAGACACACUAAGCAUUCCAUGGAAGAUGAUCCAAGCAAUCAUUAGGCAUUUGGAAAACCUAUCCAUAUACCAACUCUGAUCUAAGGCCAAUGACUGUUGGCUGUUUUCUCCCUCCUCCUCUCCCCUCCUCUAGGUGACAUCCUAGAGGAUGAGUGGAACCUGCUGUAUGUGGCGGUGACGCGGGCCAAGAGUUCUCUGGUCAUCACCAAGAACAUCAUCAACAUCCUCACACUGGCUGGGGUGAGAGCAUUGACCAGUGGAGGCUGCUGAGGGGAGGACGUCUCAUAAUAAUGGCUGGAAUGGAGUGAAAUCAAACACAUGAAAACCAUGUUUGAUUCCAUUCCAUUCCGGCCGUUAUUAUGAGUCGUCCGCCCCUCAGCAGCCUCCACUGGCACUGACCCCCUCUACUACACUCCUUCCCUCUUCACUUGUCUCCCUCUACCCCUCCAUAAUCCUCUCCAUCACUCUCUAAAACACUCCUUCGCUCUACUUAACUCUCUCCUAUUCCCAGUCGUUCUUUUUGUGUGUACUGUUCUCAAACACCAUCUCAGAUCUCAGAGAAAUGUACUAGCUGUUCAUUGAAGCAAGAUGUUGUGGUUAUGUAAUUCUGAGAAAGCCUUAUUCUUCUGUGGGUGACAUUUUAUGUGACGCAAAUGAGCACGUCACUGUGCAAGUGAAUGUGUUCCAAUUGAAUUUGUGUUCUGUGAAAGCCUCCUCCCAUAGCCUGGUGGUCCAGUCUGUGUUAUUAGCCAGCCCUCUGUGUGUAUGGCUUGACAGUGAUAGGACAGUAGGAAACACUACAGCACGUACAGUAUGGGACCAAGGCUUCUCUGCUUCUCAGAGCAGGAGUGCUGAUCUAGGACCAGGUCCCCCUGUCCAUAUAAUUAUUUUCCUUGUGAUCUAAAAGGCAAAACUGAUCCUAGAUCAGCACUCCUACUCUGAGACUCUUUGUGAAUACAGGACCAGGCUAACUUCUCCCAUGGUUAACCCUUUAACUUCCUGUUGUUCCCCAGGAGUACUUCCUGAGGACAGAGUUGACCAGCGCCCUGCUGACCGAGGGCCAGCCCCCCCGCUGCUCCGUGCGGGAGUGUCAUAACCACAUCAUGCCCGACUGGCCCCUCGCCAUGCGCAAGCUGCCACUCAAAUACGUAAGGCCCCGCAUCCUCCUCCCCGCCACCAUACCAAAUUCUGAUUUGCGAUGUCUCUCAACCAGACCUGAUCACUUCAGACAGGUGUGGGUGCAGGAGGUUUAGAAAAUUGGCCCACAUUCCGCUAACAAGUCAGACCUGUUAACCAACUGGAAUAGUUAGUCAGUUGUCAAAGGGCACCUACGGGGAAAUAAUGUUAUCACUGUUACAUUUAGUGUGCCUGAGCUGUGAUGAGGCGGUGAAUGUUAAGUCAUAAAAGGGAUUUAGGACAUACAGUUGAUGGUAGUUGAGAUGCUGAACUCCUGUUCAUUCACAAAGCUUAUUCUUGAGUGAAGUGUGUGUAUGACUGACUCUCUGUCUCGGUGUGUUGUAGAUGGAUAGUGCAGACGAUGGAGGUCCUAUGUGUGGGGCGUGUGUGUUGCAGCGUGUCGGCCCCACGGCCAGUCUCCUAGCCUCCCCGGAGCUGCUCAAGGUCCUGCCAGUGACAGAGGAGCGCCUGAACCUACCCGUCAACUACGCCUUGCUGAUGGCACUCUUCUGAGGGGACAUGCUCACGUACACACGCAAACUCAACAUGCUGCUUGAACUGUUCUGAGAACACAAACACACACACACACACACACACACACUCACUCAACAUGAGACAUGAACCUCUCCACUGAUGUUGUCAUGGAAAAAAU